GUUGAUAGGACAAACUGAACUGGGUCUGAGGGAAAAGAUAAUGUAAAUGAGACCUCCUUACCCAAGAGCCCAAGGCUUACUCAUCGCUACAGCUACGGGAUAGAUCAUCUUUUGCCACGUUGUCCAUGGAGAUGAAGGAACCAAUGGAAGGUCUACAUUUUGUGGGGAAGAAGGAUGAUCUGAUAAAGAGAAAACGAUCAUUCCGAACACUGGAGGGUAGAGAUAUACUGUUGGUUUAUCACCAGGGAAUAUUGUAUGCCCUGGACUACCACUGCUACCAUAAUGGGGGACCUCUGGAAAAUGGAGAUAUAGAGGAGAUUGGAGGCAAUCUGUGCAUCAUAUGCCCAAAGCACAAGUACAAGAUCAGUCUACUUCGUGGAGAAGGGCUGUAUGAGGCCACCGAUCACACUGCGGAGGUGCCAACCCGUAGGUGGUUCUCCAAAGGUGUGAAACAAAGAGUGCACACAGUGAUGGAAACAAACGGGGACGUCUACGUCAAGCUGUCCGCACAUCCGGGAUAUGUGGACUCUGACUUUUACCAAGGGGAAAAGGGGAAACUGGAGAGGGAGAAGGCCUUAGCGGCGGAAGCAGCAAACAAAGCAAAAAAGACAGCUUCAUUGGUCAUCGCAGACAGUGAAUCUGACUGAUAACCAUUGUGGACGUGUGGGUAAGGGGGAGACUGGGGACAAUCGCAACAAGGGGCAGUUGCAACAAGUCUUAUUCCUCCAAUCAGAAACAUGCUAGAGUGAUGACACUCAUACUGCACAUGCACAGUUAGAUCCCUCCCACUACCAAGAAGAAAGAAGACACAUUCGAGAUCUGCUGCUGCAUUCAUUGACAAAACUUGUUUUGGAGGUAUGAAAGUAAAUUUUUUCAUUAAGUUUAUUUUUGUCAUACUGUCCUGACCGUUUGUAUGAAUUAAUCAAAACGUACUUAGUUUGAAUUAUUGUUUUGUUGACUUCGAAGUGACAUGGUUAGCAUGUGUCAAUGUCAGUGUGGCUAGCUAGCACAUUAUGUUUUGUCAUGGCUGCUUGAUUGGGGACGGUUGCAACAAGUUGUUGCAACUGUCCCCUAGCUAAGCAGCAAUAUCAAAACAGACCACACAACAGUAUUUCUCAACAUAAACAAGUCAUUUAGUUUGUUUUCAGUAUGCCAAGAGUGAGGAAGAGGGUGACUAACAGAGGGGUUCCCCUCAAUAUUUUGGAACGAGCAUCAAAUAUAAUCAGGGAUGAGGGCAGGUCAGUCAGGGCAGUGGCCAAGGACUUUGCCAUCUGUCACACCACGUUAUACAGAUUCCAUAAAAAAAGAGAGAACCUUACAGCCCAGGGAUCAAAUAAGCUACCAAGAGCAGGGUACUAGACCAGCAGAAAAGUGUUCUCAGAGGACCAAGAGAGGAAACUCAGAGAGUAUUUAAAAAGAGCAGCUGACUUAUACUAUGGGUUAAAUCCCAAAGAGGUAAGAUAAAUAUGCGAGGAAAAACACAUUUUAACAAGAGAAUUAUGUAGCCUAUAUAAGAGAGUGAAAGACAGAGAAUCAGUUUUAAAACAGUUGCAGUUUUGUACAAUAAAUACAUGUUUAAUAAAAGUUUGUUGCAUUGCAAAUUGUUCAAUUCUUGCCUGUGAAAUAUGGAGAGAUUGAAUAGCAUCUGUAACACCUGCACACUGAAUCUAUGUAGGCCUAUGUUUUACACAUGAACAAAACUCAAUAACUGUUAUUUGAUAAAUAUGACAAAAUAAAUAAAUAAUACAAUAAUAUUAUUGUAUAAAUAAAUAAUACGAUAAUAUUAUAGUAACACAGUUAUUAUUUUCAGAAUUCUAUGCUCAUUGAGACAAAAAGCUAAAGUUAAUUAGUGAAACUUAAGGUACUUUUAACAUGUUGCAACUGCCCCUGAUUGUUGUUGCAACUGUCCCCUGGGUUGGGGUCAGUUGCAACAUCUGGCUUCUUCCAUUCAAAUGAAUACUUGAACGAUAUGUCAUAUGUAAUCAUCUUUAAAUGGUAUGGGUAAUUAGCAGACAGAUGCAAGUUUGAUAUAUACAAAUUUGGUUGGUCUAGUCCAAAUAGUCUCUGAGAAACUGAGAGAAAUGUAAAAAGUGUUGCGACGGUCCCCAGUCUCCCCUAAUUUACGGCAACUUAUAUUUUAUUUUAUUGUAUAUUUAAUUCUAUUCUAAUCCCACUUAGUACUGCUAGUUUAUGUACCCUUAGUAUAGAUAGUCCACAUAUUUAAAUUUUAGGUAUAUGUUUAUUGUAUGCACCUUCCUGCCAAAGCAAAUUCCUUGUCUGUGCAAACUUUCAUGGCGAAUAAAUCCCAUUCUGAUUCUGAUUCUGAUUCUAAUGUAUUUGUUAUUCUGAUGGUGUGGUAAUAAAGCUUUUUAAACAACAUCACAACUCAGAAAACUUCCGUGUGACAUGUUAUAUUUCCCAUGAAAACAAGAAAUUAAACUGCUCCGUAUGU
Molecule: messenger RNA, 2452 nt
Organism: Osmerus eperlanus (European smelt)
Lineage: Eukaryota; Metazoa; Chordata; Actinopteri; Osmeriformes; Osmeridae
Gene: rfesd
Product: Rieske (Fe-S) domain containing
Exons: 5
Coding region: 126-647 (173 amino acids)
Molecular function (GO): 2 iron, 2 sulfur cluster binding
Source: RefSeq, a predicted model, not a curated record